CCUGGAAUGGUAGGCCGGGGUUGUCUAUUUAUAGUACCAAUGUACUGUGUUUUCCUGCUGUAUUUAGACUAAUUAUAGAAAUGUUGAAAGUGAAAGUAGAACCUAGCUAUAAAACAUGUGAUAUAUUAAUACCAGGCCUGUUGAGAUUAUUACAAGUUUUAAAAUCUAGUAAAAUAGCCGUAGAGGCUGUUUGUAAGGAGGGGUUGUUGGAAAUUAUUUUAGAUGGUUUUAAAGAAAAGUUGGUUUGUAAAACAGGCACACAUCAAGAAAUCCUAGUUCGCGAAGUAUUACUAUCUUUAAUACAACUACUAGCUCAACAACAAAUGUCUUCCCAGGAAUUGAUGCAGUUCUUCCAUCUCUUUAAAUCAAAAGACAACAAUAUUGAUGGUCUGUUAUCAAUGUUUCUUGGUAUAGUAGAAAAUUCAGUAUUAAAUCCAUCACAUAGUCUUCAGUUCCCUGUAUCUAGUGUGGGUGAGAGAAGACAAUCAGAAGAUGAUAUUAACAUAUCAACAG
Messenger RNA from Lottia gigantea (owl limpet), 513 nucleotides. RefSeq lists its product as hypothetical. The annotation marks the transcript as partial. The record is from RefSeq and is a predicted model, not a curated record. Lineage: Eukaryota; Metazoa; Mollusca; Gastropoda; Lottiidae. The transcript has 4 exons.